UCUGGAGGCCUGAACCAGCAGCGUAUCACCCAGAGUGCUCCAGGUAAGCAGGGAAGCCAGCUGCCCUCCAGCCCACAAAGUGGAGGAGUCAUUGGGGGCAGCAACCAGACAAAGCUCCAGCAGCCGCAGGUGGAGAAGGAGAGGUUGAGACACCAGGAGCUGCUCCGCACCAGACCACAGGAGCUUGCUCUGAGGAACCAACUGCCCACCAGUAUGGAGCAGGAUGGGGAACCCCCGAACCCCGUGUCGUCCCCUGGGAUGGGCCAGGAUGCCAGAAUCAUGACCACCAACAGCAAUGACCCGUUCCUCAACAGUGGGACCUACCACUCCAGGGAAGAGAGCACAGACAGCGGUCUGAGUAUGAGCAGCUACAGUGUCCCCCGUACCCCUGACGACUUCCUCAACAGUGUGGACAGUAUGGACACAGGGGACUCCCUGCCGGUCUCCAUGGAAACACAGCCCGGUCGUUUCCCUGACUACCUGGACGCCAUCCCGGGGACAGAUGUAGACCUGGGCACGCUGGAGAACAAGAGCAUGGCCAUGGAGGGCGAAGAGCUAAUGCCUAGUCUCCAGGAAGCAUUGAGCUCCGACAUCUUAAACGACAUGGAGUCAGUUCUGGCGGCCACCAAGAUGGACAAGGAGAGCUUCCUCACAUGGAUAUAAACCAAGCUGGAUCUGGGCCUCAUCACUGAUAAAUUGGACCUGCGCCUCAUCACUGAUAAGCUAUAGUAUACAACAUCGGUUUACAAACUUGUUUUUGCUUCUUGACCCACCAAUUGAGGUGGGUGUUUAGUCAUGACCCACCACACGAUUUGAGCAGUGGAACAACAUGCUCUGACCCGCAGGUAUAUAGCAGAGAGGAUCCUGGGAUGAGCUCCUAUGGGCUCUAUAGGAGAGACAGAGCUUCGUACCCUGCUCUUCUCUCCUAUAGUCUACACGUUCACCUGCUGCCUAGUCAAACUCUCAGACCAGUGAACGAUGUGUAGUUGCCUUGAUUAAAACAACAAUCUGUUCCUCCUUCCUAGAUAUGAAUAAUAUCUGUCAUCGGGCAGCAUACAUGAUAACAUGGCCGACUGAGGCACUGCUAUUCUGUUGUUUCUUUUUCUAUAUUUUUGUUGUCUGUGUCUUCAAGGCUGGCCUGUGAACACACAAUUUAUUCAAAGGUCCCCGAAUCUUUUCACACGGCUGGAAUUCUCAAUGUGUCCAUCGUCUUUACCUGGUGCAGGGCAGCUGCUUGUUUGUUUCUCCACCUUUACAUCUAGGGUGUCUCACCCGCUGGCCGGCCGGCAAGGGGCUUGCUGCUCUCCUUCUCCCCCAACGCCCACGUCUGAUCUGGGCGGCUGCCUGCCUGUAGUCCUCUCACCUCGGCCCCGGGCUUCCUGACAAUAGCAUUCGAGCAUUGUAUUAUCCUGCCUUUUUUUCUUUUUAUUCAUGUAUUUUACAUUGUUGUUUUAAAUUGUUUUUUGUUUUUUAAAUGAUGAGCCUGAGAAAACACAAAAUGAUGAAGUUGAUUUGGAAGGUUAGUUUAGGUACGUUAGGUUAGAGCUUCACCCCAAAUGGCACAUAUUCCUGACAUAGUACACACUACUAUGGCCCCGGGUAGUAGUGCACCAGAUAGGGUAUAGGGUGCUAUUUGGGACAUAGCCUAGGUUACACAAGAUGGAGUCUCAGUUAGGACAUGUUAGCUCUGUGUGGUGGUGAUGGGGGAUGGCCUGGAGCCUGGGCCUGGGACCUCGUAUACUAUACUACACUAUAUUAUACUAUACUAUAUAUAAUAUACUAUACUAUACUCAGUGGUGGAGAAAGUA
Molecule: messenger RNA, 1808 nt
Organism: Salvelinus sp. IW2-2015
Lineage: Eukaryota; Metazoa; Chordata; Actinopteri; Salmoniformes; Salmonidae
Product: transcriptional coactivator YAP1
Biological process (GO): positive regulation of transcription by RNA polymerase II; hippo signaling
Cellular component (GO): nucleus; cytoplasm
Molecular function (GO): transcription coactivator activity
Source: RefSeq, a predicted model, not a curated record